Molecule: messenger RNA, 2014 nt
Organism: Rhinolophus ferrumequinum (greater horseshoe bat)
Lineage: Eukaryota; Metazoa; Chordata; Mammalia; Chiroptera; Rhinolophidae
Gene: THUMPD1
Product: THUMP domain containing 1
Exons: 4
Coding region: 78-1157 (359 amino acids)
Biological process (GO): tRNA modification
Molecular function (GO): RNA binding
Source: RefSeq, a predicted model, not a curated record
CCCGCGCCCGCAGGAGGGAGGACGCCGAGAGCCGUGGAGAAGCACGUUCCGCGCUCGGCGCUGCGCUGCCACGCACCAUGGCGAGCCCCGUCCAGCAGCCUGUCCCGUCGGGCGGCGGGAAGCGCAAAGGCAAGGCUCAGUACGUGCAGGCCAAGCGGGCCCGGCGCUGCGACGGCGGCGGGCCCCGGCAGCUGGAGCCCGGGCUGCAGGGCAUUCUCAUCACCUGCAACAUGAACGAGCGCAAGUGCGUGGAGGAAGCCUACAGCCUGCUCAACGAGUACGGCGACGACUUGUUCGGGCCGGAAAAGUUCACAGACCAGGAUCAGCAGCCCUCUGGAAGCGAGGGAGAAGACGACGACGACGUGGAGGCUGCUUUGAAGAAAGAAGUGGGCGACAUGAGGGCGUCUACGGAGAUGAGGCAAAGAAGAUUCCAGUCAGUGGAGAGUGGAGCGAAUAACGUGGUCUUCAUCAGGACCCUCGGCAUAGAACCUGAGAAAUUGGUGCACCAUAUUCUCCAGGAUAUGUACAAAACCAAGAAGAAGAAGACUCGGGUUAUUCUGCGAAUGUUACCCAUCUCGGGAACAUGCAAAGCUUUCUUAGAAGAUAUGAAAAAAUAUGCAGAGACUUUUUUGGAACCCUGGUUUAAAGCUCCAAAUAAAGGGACAUUUCAGAUUGUAUACAAAUCUCGAAAUAACAGUCACAUGAAUAGAGAAGAGGUUAUCAAGGAAUUGGCAGGAAUAGUCGGAAGCCUUAAUUCGGAAAACAAAGUGGAUCUCACCAAUCCACAGUACACAGUGGUGGUAGAAAUCAUUAAAGCUGUCUGCUGCCUGAGUGUUGUGAAAGAUUACAUGUUGUUCAGAAAAUACAACCUCCAGGAGGUGGUGAAGACGGCUAAGGAGCCACCACAGCCUCCCCCAGAGCCAGCAGCGCAGGCACAAGACGGGAAGGAAGCCAAACUGGCGUCUGCCAAUGGGUCGAACCAAGAUGACCCAACAGAAGGAAAAAGUAACGUUCAGGGGGAACCGGAGAAUAGUGUGGAGCUGGGGCCGACCCAGCCAGCAUCCCAGACACCGGAGGUGAAGGAGGGAGCAGCUACCCCUGAACUUGCAGGUCAAGUCCCAGAAGGAUCUGAGUCCAAUGAAAAUGACCUCUCAUAGGAACAAAAAUCAUUUGGUGUUGGAGGUGAGUUUCUCCACGGGGAUUCUGUGAGAUGUUGCUGGGAGUCCAUUUAAAAUGAUGACUGAAAAUACUGGUUUUGAACUUUUUGUGCUGCAUAGUAACUGCUCAUAGUGGCUGGGCAGCCCUGUGAACAGGUUUGUUGGAGACCUUUCCAGCCCCACCUGGCGGUGUACAGUAGGCCCACACUGCAUCUGGUUGAGCCAGCGGGAGCUGUGGCUAAUGGGUGAACAUUUACACAGUGUCGGGGGGCGGGGGGUAUGCCGUCGGCCUCUCCUCGUGACAGCCUUCCCCAGCCUCUCCUGCACUGCCAACUGAUGGAUGGGCGCGAGCGAUCUCUGCGAAAUGUAAACUCAGAGGGAAAUUUUCACUUUAAGGAAGGGAUUUUUGUGUAUCGGGACUUACUUGUCCCCUGCCACUUUGUUGUCAGCAUUGCAAAAACAUGGGUCCUAUAGGUUAGAGGUAAAUCGUUUUGUGAAGCUUUUGUACUUUCUGUCAUUUCUUGUUUAGCUGUUAGGCCCAUUUUUAUAUUUCAUUAACGUUCGUUGGUUACAAACAAAUUUGACGGUCCAGUGCUGCGAUUUUUGAAGGCAAGGUGUGAGAUAGAAGGGGACCAUGCGAGGCGUAGAACCACAGACAUUUCUGAUAAGGUUGGUGAUGGAGAAUUACAGUCUCUGAGUUACUGAGUAUAUCAGUCCAACAAGGGACACAAAGGCUCUUUCUUUACAGUGAAAGCUAUUUUGCAGUGGUUUUGUAGGGACUCAUAACCCAGGUGGUCCAGUUGCACCGUACAUCGUCUGGAAUGCAGUUUACAAACUUGGCAUUUGCUGCAGUGGUG